Molecule: messenger RNA, 1531 nt
Organism: Anguilla anguilla (European eel)
Lineage: Eukaryota; Metazoa; Chordata; Actinopteri; Anguilliformes; Anguillidae
Product: actin-related protein 2/3 complex subunit 1B-B-like
Exons: 10
Coding region: 154-1263 (369 amino acids)
Biological process (GO): Arp2/3 complex-mediated actin nucleation
Cellular component (GO): Arp2/3 protein complex; actin cytoskeleton
Molecular function (GO): actin filament binding
Source: RefSeq, a predicted model, not a curated record
UGAGAGAAAUGCUCCCUUUAGUUCAUUCAGAGCUCAGCCAGCGUUCGUGUUGACUGGUCAGAGUCCAUGAACGGAGGCCUCUGUUUGACCGCCCGUCUGCCAGGUUUCUCUCGAGCUGUCCCCAUCAUCACAAAGUGCACGCAGUGAUCAACCAUGGCCUACCACAGUUUUUUGCUCGAGCCAAUCAGCUGCCACGCCUGGAACAAGGAUCGAACCCAAAUUGCCCUGUGCCCCAAUAACCACGAUGUCCACAUCUAUAAGAAGAGCGGGGCCAGCUGGAACAAGACUCAUGAGCUGAAGGAGCACAACGGUCAGGUGACAGGCAUCGACUGGGCCCCGGAGAGCAACCGCAUCGUCACCUGCGGCACCGACCGCAACGCCUACGUCUGGACCCUGAAGGGCGACGCGUGGAAGCCCACCCUGGUCAUCCUGAGGAUCAACCGCGCCGCCCGCUGCGUCACGUGGUCCCCCAAGGAGAACAAGUUCGCUGUGGGCAGCGGGUCCCGCCUCAUCUCGAUCUGCUACUUCGAGCAGGAGAACGACUGGUGGGUUUGCAAACACAUCAAGAAGCCGAUUCGCUCCACUAUCCUUAGCUUGGACUGGCACCCCAACAAUGUGCUGCUGGCAGCUGGAUCGUCUGACUUCAAAUGCAGGAUUUUUUCUGCCUACAUCAAGGAGGUGGAGGAGAAGCCGGCCCCCACGCCCUGGGGCUCAAAGAUGCCCUUUGGGGAGAUGAUGUUUGAGUCCACCGGCACCGCGGGCUGGGUCCACGGCGUCUCCUUCUCCGCCAGUGGGAACCGAGUGGCCUGGGCCAGCCAUGACAGCACUGUGGCAGUGGCCGAGGGUGGGAAGACCCCCGUUGUCACCAGCUUGAGCUCGGAGACCCUUCCCCUCCUGUGCGUGACGUUCAUUACCGAGAACAGCCUGGUGGCGGGGGGCCACGACUGCUACCCGGUGCUCUUCGUCUACGACGAGGCGAAGGGGACCAUCACCUUCAGAGGGAAGCUGGACGUGCCCAAGCAGAGCGCCCAGCGGGGGAUGACUGCCAGGGAGCGCUUCCAGAACAUGGACAAGAAGGCCACCUCUGAGACCAAGGAGGCCGUGCUGGAGUCUCUGCACAAGAACAGCAUCAGCCAAAUCUCCAUUUUGGAAGGCGGAAAGACCAAGUGUGCUAAAUUCUGCACCACUGGAAUGGAUGGGGGAAUGGCCAUUUGGGAUGUUAAGACCCUGGAAUCUGCUUUGAAAGAUCUGAAGAUUGUCUAAUGCGAGUAAAAUAAAAUGAAAAACAGAGCAUGAACUGCACUUGCUGCCUAUUUUUAUAAAGUUUUAUUGCUAGGAAAUACUGUUGAUGUUUUAGACUUCACCUUAUAUUCUGCCUUGCAUUUUGAUACAGCAAAAUAGUGUAAUUGAAUAUAUAUUUUGGCGCAAUUUGUUUUAUAUGAAUCAUUAAGCAGUUUUCAGAUGCCAUGAUGCAUUUAACGCAUUUAUGCUGGUCAUACAGUGCUUUUCAAUAAAAAAAAAUUACAUGAGA